UGGCUACUUGCGCUUAGGGAGUGUUUUCCCAUUUAAACAAACACAGUCCUGAAGAUGGCGGAGAGUUAAUAGUAGUGGAAAAAGGAAACUGGUGCGCUCCAAGGAAUACAUUGAAUCUGAGUCAGAUGUGGUGGACUUGGAAACAUUGACUGAAUUCCUUUAAAAAGGAGCAGACCGGACGGGACUCUGGACAGGCCACGGUCACGCACAGGUCACACUCGCGCCAAAGGUGCUGAUAUGUGCUUACGAUGAGCGGACUGGGGGAGAACUCCUUAGAGCCGCUGUGCUCCGACCGGAAACGCAAGCUCUCCACCUGCGAUACGCCCGGCCUCGGGUGUGACAAGAGGAGACGGGAGCAGGAGACCAAGUAUAUCGAGGAGCUGGCCGAGCUGAUCUCGGCCAACCUCAGCGACAUCGACAACUUCAACGUGAAGCCGGACAAGUGCGCCAUCCUCAAGGAGACCGUGCGACAGAUCCGACUCAUCAAGGAGCAAGGGAAAGCAUCCUCCAAUGAUGAUGACGUCCAGAAAGCCGACGUGUCCUCCACGGGCCAGGGGGUCAUCGACAAGGACCACCUGGGGCCGCUGUUGCUUCAGGCUCUGGACGGCUUCUUAUUUGUGGUCAACCGGGAAGGCAACAUCGUGUUUGUGUCGGAUAACGUGACGCAGUACCUGCAGUACAAACACGAGGAGCUGAUCAACACCAGCGUCUACAACAUCCUCCACGAGGAGGACCACGAUGAGUUCCACAAGAACCUGCCCAAGUCCAACAUGAACGGCGUGUCGUGGGGUGGUGAAGCGCCUCGGCAGAAGAGCCACACCUUUAACUGCCGCAUGCUGGUGAAGUACGUCCCCGGCCCGGCGGAGGAUGCGGGGGCCAGCCCGCGGUACGAGACCAUGCAGUGCUUCGCCCUGACGCAGCCCAAAGCCAUGAUGGAGGAGGGGGAGGACCUGCAGUCCUGCAUGAUAUGCGUGGCGCGGCGCAUCACUGCGGUGGAGCGGACGGAGAGUUUCAACACCAACCACGAGCUUUCAGGCAAGCUGAUCCAGAUCGACCAGAACUCGCUGCGCACCAUGCGGCCGGGCUGGGAGGACCUGCUGCGCCGCUGCAUCCAGAUGUUCCUGCACCACAGCGAGGGCCAGCCCUGGUCCCACAGGCGCCACUACCAAGAGGCUCUCAUGCAGGGCCACGCUGAGACCCCGCUGUACCGCUUCUCGCUGUCGGACGGCACUCCGGUCACGGCACAGACCAAGAGCAAACUGUGCCGCAACCACGUGACCAAUGAGCCGCAGGGCUUCAUAUCCACCCAUCUGCUGCAGAGGGAGCAGAACGGAUACCGCACCAACCCGGGCGGCAUGAGGCCGCAGGGCAUGGCCAACGCCGGCGGUCAUGCCCAGCCUGGCGGAGGCGUGCCCAUGGGCGCCAGCAGAGCCUACGGCAUGAGCGAGCACGGCGGCAUGGGCCCGGUGGGCGGUGGCGCGUACGGCGGCGGCGGCGGCAACAGGAUGAUGCAAAUGAAUCCCAUGAACUCUAUGAAUCAGAUGAACUCCAUGAAUCAAGGGAACCAGAUGAACCCCAUGAAUCAAGGGAAUCAGAUGAAUCCCAUGAAUCAGAUGAAUCCUAUGAAUCCCAUGAAUCAGAUGAGUCAGAUGAGCCAAAUGAAUCAGAUGCACCCAAUGAAUCAGGUGAACCCGAUGAACCAGAUGAAUCAGAUGGGCCACCCUGGCCCUGGCCCCAGCAUGCAGCAGCCGCAGCAGCAGCAGCCUCCUCCAUUCCAGUGCGGCGGGUACGGCCUGGGCAUGAACAGCCCCUCCCAUGGUAGCCCGGGCAUGAGCGGCCCCCAGCAGAACCUCAUGGUCUCCCCCAGAAUGCGCGGGAGCCCCAAAAUGGCGGCAAGCCAGUUCUCCCCAGGAGGAAUGCCCUCCCCCAUGGGCGCGUGCGGUGCUGGCGGGACGGGCGGGGGCGGAGGCAGCAGCUCGUUCUCCAGCAGCUCGCUCAACGCCCUGCAGGCCAUCAGCGAGGGGGUGGGCAGCGCCCUGUCCUCCGCCCUGACCUCGCCGGCCCACAAGGCCGAGAGCUCACCGGGCCUGGUCUCCUCCCAGCAGCAGAGCCAGCUGGGAAAGCCCAAAAGCCCGGCGGACCCGCUCCACCCGCACCUCCACCCGCACCAGCACCAGCACCGCCCCCUGUCGGCGGACGGAGGCGGUGACAGGCCCGACAGUCAGGCCGGGCAGCCCAGCGCCAAGGAGGGCGGGGACGGGGGCGUGGCCAGCUCCGAGCCGCCCAGGCGGUCGCUGGACAGCAAGGGGCACAAAAAGCUGCUGCAGCUGCUGACGUCCCCCACGGGGGAGCUGGACCUGGGGGUAGGGGGGGCACACCCCAUGGGUCCUCCCAGGCCGUCCACGCCCUCCGGGCCGGACGCCAAGGAGCCCGCGGGCUGCGUCACCAGCCCCACUUCCAUGGGCGUGUCCUCCUCCUCCUCCGGCCCGGGGCAGCAGGGCCCGGCGGGCCACUACCCCUCCCACUCGCUGCAGGAGAAGCACAAGAUCCUCCACAAGCUCCUGCAGAACGGGAACACCCCGGACGAGGUGGCCAAGAUCACCGCCGAGGCCACCGGCAAGGUGUCCGGGGGGGCGGAGCUGGCGGGCGGGGCCGGGGGCGGGCCUGCUGGCCGGGGCGGGCCGGGGGUCCGGGAGGUGAAGCAGGAGCAGCACAGCCCCCGGAAGGAGAAGACCCACGCCCUGCUGCACUACCUCCUGAACAAGGAGGAGCCCAAGGAGGCGGCGGAGAUCAAGGCCAAGCUGGAGGAACAGGAGGGGAAGGGAGACUGCAACAGCUCCUCCAGCGACAGACCCGAGGGAAAGGUCAAGAUUGAGCCCCCUGAUGAGUUGGACAGCCUGGAGUCGAUACUGGGAGGCCUCCGGAACUCCGGCUCCGGGUUUUACCCCGAGCCAGGAAUGGGAGGAGCCAGUGAAGGGAGGAGCAAGCAGGGGGUGUGUCUGGAGGACAGCGUGCACGGCUCCAGGAGCCCGGGGCCCGUCCCUGCCAGUCGCGCGCCCUUCCAGAGGGCCGUGUCGGUGGACAGUAAGCCCCCUGGUGGUGGAGGACUGGCAGGGCGUCGCAGCGCCCCGUGCCCCAUGCUGAUCAAGCAGGAGAGCCUGGACAGCCCGCGCGGGAUUGGCACGCCCGCCAACGUCCCCGGGAACAUGGCGAUGCUGAACAGGGGGGUGGCAAUGCCUCAGCGUUCCCCCAUGGGGGGUUCGGGGGACUGGGGGAGGCCUGGCGGGAGCCCCGCGGGGCCAGUAGGACACCCCUCCAUGGUCCGCCCCGGAAUGGACUACGGCCCCAAAGGCAUGAUGGGAGGACCCAUGGUCAGCAGGUCCAACAGCGUGCCGGGCAGCAGGUCUAUGCUACAGCAGCAGCUGAUGGAUAUGGGACCGGGUGAAAUGAAUGUGGGCAUGGGGCCCUUCGUUGGGCAGGGCCCCCCCAGUCAGUCCCCCUCGUGGCCAGAUGCUGUGAUGGGCGGGGAGCCGGGACCCCCAAACGGGCGUGGCAGGCGGCAGUUCGGGAACCCCCUGGACGAGCUGCUGGUGCCCCCGUCCACCAGCGAGGGGCAGAGCGACGAGCGGGCGCUCCUGGACCAGCUGGACUCGCUGCUCAACAACACGGACGUGAUCACGCUGGAGGAGAUCGACCGCGCGCUGGGCAUCCCCGACCUCAUCAGCCAGGGCCAGGGUGGCGAACAGCCCCCAGAGCACUUUGGGGGUCCGGACUCCCCCCUGGUGAUGGAGCAGAGGCCCAUGUACGGCCAGGGCUACCCCGGCCCCCCCAGCAUGGCCAUGCAGUCGGCCUACGGGGGCGGGGGCGGCGGCGGGGGGGGUUUCGGCCCCAUGGUGGGCCCCGUGGGGCAGCCGGGCGCCUUCCCCCUGCAGGGCAUGCACCCGCGGCCCGGCGCCAUGCAGCCGCGCAUGAUGAGCGCCACCAAGCCCAUGCGGCUGCAGCUGCAGCAGAGACUGCAGGGCCAGCAGUUCAUGAACCAGACUCGCCAGGGUCUCGGGGUGAAGAUUGAGAAUGCCCCUGCAGGAAGCCCGAUGCUUCGGCCUGGCAUGCAGCCUGGCAUGAGCGCCCAGCCUGGGUUCCUGAAUGCUCAGAUGAUUGCCCAGCGGAACAGGGAGAUGGUGAACCUCCAGAUCAGGAGACAGAGGAUGAUGAUGAUGGCCAUGCAGCAGCAGCAGCAGCAGCAGCAGCAGCAACAGCAGGCUGUAGCUGGGUUCAGCCCCCCUCCCAACGUCACCGCCCCCGCUGCCAUGGACAACCCCAUGGCUGGCCCCCCCAUGGCCGGACCCCCCAUGGCUGGCCCCCCCAUGGCCGGGCCCCCAAUGAACCAGCCAGGGCAACAGACCUUCCCCUAUGGAGGGAGCUAUGGGAUGAACCAACAGGGGGACCCCUCAUUUCCACGCUCAGCUGGCAGUCCCCCCAACAAUAUGAUGCCUGGUCGCCUGGGUCCUCCACAGAAUCCCAUGAUGCAACAGCACCCCCAGGGCGGCCCCAUGUACCAGUCAGCUGAUAUGAAGGGCUGGACGCAGGGCAAUAUGGCCAGGAAUACCAUGUACCCCCAGCAGCAACUUGCCCAACAGGGCAACCCCAGCUCAUACGGGGGCAUGAUGAUGAACGGGUCCAUGCCAGUGAACGGGGGGAAUGGAGCGCAUAUGGGGCAAAUGCAGGGGCAGAUGGGCAUGAACCCCAUGGCCAUGGGGCGGAUGCCUAUGGGGUCUGAGCAGAAGUACUGCUGAUGGCUGUGACUCCUCAGUGUGAGCUCUGAGUCCUGCAGAACGGGCAGAGGCAGCUGCGUCUCUCACCAACGUCUGCUCUGCCUGCCCACCAGAGGCUGCCUGCAGGGAUCAGUGUGGUGCUGACAGAAUUCCUCUGAAUGUCAGACUGAGACAUGCGCAAACACACACACACACCACACCCAAACACAGACACACACACACAGAAACACCCAGACAUACACACACAAACGCAUGCACGCCCACACCCAAACACAGAAACGUGCGCACACGCAGACACACACACACACACAAACACACCCAAACACAGAAACACACAGACAUACACACACAAACACGUGCAGGCCCACACCCAAACACAGAAACACACGCGCACACACACACACAGACACACACACACAGAAACACCCAGACAUACACACACAAACGCAUGCACGCCCACACCCAAACACAGAAACGUGCGCACACGCAGACACACACACACACACAGUUGCUCAUACAUGCUCACGACGACACAUGCUCACUCAGACACACAGACGUGCUCUUCUUCUCUCUCGCUCUCCUCUCUCUCACGCACGCAUGUUCACCCACAGACACACUCGCACAGAGAAACGCGAACCCUCGUACACACGAGUGAGCGAUGCUCCGGUGGAGGACAUGUAUUUAUGUAGUUGUGCUGCGGCAUCUCGCCUCUGUGCGUUUCUUUUCCUACUGGAGGAGCCAAGCUUUGUCCGUUGGGCCAAUCAGAACGCGGCCCGUUUCUCCAAUCAGAGCAGAGGCUUCGCGUCGUUUGCAGGCAGUUAGACAGUGUAGAUGUCACGCAGUAUUUAGCCUUUGUUGUGAGAAACACUUUGCUUUGAAAUGUGAUGGGCUAUGGUACGAGGCAGAACUAUUUAGUUGCGAUUGCAUUGCACUUUACAGAAAGGCUAAUAUUGAAAGGACUGUUGCAAUAUUUCUUAGUCAUUUUAGCCUUAUUAAAAAAAUCAAUGCACAUAGCAAAAUCUUUUCUUCAGUGGGCUCUUUAUAAUUUAAAUGUUAAUGCAGAGCAGUAAGCACAUAUUUCUAUAUUAUGCAGAUUUAAGCAAUAAACAUUCUACUCUUUAGACUGAAGCUGAAAUGGAUCAUUAACUCAAAGCAAAGGUACUGCAGUAUUAGUUGUAUUGUCACAUUUUGCAAUUUCUUGUCUGUGUAUAUGAAUUGUAAAUAUGCUUCAAAUGUGUAUUAUAUGCUUUUGUAGGUUACAUACUGUUUUUUGCACAGACUGUAGGGCUUCUUCGUAUUUAAAGUAUAAUUCUUGUUUUUUUUUUAAGGUGAAUAGAGCUUUUAUUCGAUUUUUUUGUUGGGUUUUUUUUUUUUUUUUUGGUAAAGGGGCAAGGGUCGAGAUUAUUUGUCGUGCCCUGAUUUUGAAUACAUUUUAAACUGUACAGCUGCCAUUUUUUUAAAAAAGAAAGGCACUUUUAUUUCUGAUACUGAAAAACAAAUCCUGAAAUGGUUUUAUUUGUCAGGAUGGCCAUAAAGGUAAGAUGGUGAGGUGCUGAGUUUAUAAUUGUAGUAGCAUUUUAAUGAAGUUCCUCAAUGUAACAGGUAGAGGAAAAACAAGGAAUGCCCCAUCCUGCUUACCUAAGACACCAGGGACAAACAGACACACAAGAGGGUUCCAGUAAGAGGUUUCCUGAGGAACACACACACACACACACACAGAAUGGGGUCCCAUUCUACCAAUUUUUAAGGGGAUUUUUUUUAGACACACACACACACACACACACACACACGCACACACCAGCCAAGGGAUUUCCUGAGGUAACGUUACCCUUUUUACAGACUUUGAUAAUUUCAUGCAAACAAACUUGUUGUCUGUGUUCUCUUCCAUUCGUUGGAUGGAGGUCUAAGGAUCCACCUUCUUUUGUGAACCUGAAAAAGACCCAGGCAAAUGGCAGCUCCCUGAGUUCAGAUGGAACAUGAGAAAGCAUCCCGGUUGAACAGUAUCGUAGAGAAAACCAAAUCCUCUCACUCACUCGACUCCUAUGAAAAACUGAGUUCAGAAAGCAGUUCUUAAAGUAGCAUCUUGCCAGGCACAAAAUAGUAGCAUUUUUCUUUCUUGGUGGUGCUAAAAUGUAUCUUGGGGCAAAGUGGAAAGAAUUGUGAACAGGAUAUUGAAUUGAAGGGGAAGCUAUGGCUGUAAUUACUGUCAUUAAUCUUUAUUGAGGAUUUUUUCUUACCUUUACUCUGUGCUUGAUUUUCAUCGAGAAAUCUACCUUGUAAGACAUGCGCAAUCCAAAGAUUUGUUUUGUUUCAAUGCUUUGAAGGUUCCUUGACAGUGCAAAUGUGUAUUUAUGUGUAUAUGUGUGUGAACAAGCUUACACACAGAUAUAGAUACAUAUUAAAUGAAUAUAUAUGAAAUGAAUAUUUUGUAUAUUGUAUAAUACAUUACAGAAAGGAUACAUCUGUUUCCUGCUCUGCAGCUUUUUUCUGAGGGAGAAUAUGGCCAGUGGGGUAUAUAUUGCAGUGCCGCGGGGAAUAUGUUUCUGUAGAGAUUGUUUGGUAAGGUUUAACUUUUACGUUUUCACAAAGGCACCACUAUUGUGAAAUUGUUCUAGAUGGAGAAAAUCAAUUGAAUUAAAUGCUGUGUGGCAUAUUUGUCUUGAACUUAAUAUUUUUCAAGAGCUGACUUUUUUUUUUUUAGCUGACUGAUGGAGAAGAUUCAGUGGUUCACUUUGAUUACUAUAUUAAAUAGCCUAGAGAUUAUUUUAUUUUGUUUUAUUUUUGUCUUGAUUAGUUCAGUUAUAAUGUUAUUCAGUACACCCUGCAGGGAGUUUAUCCUUGCUCCUGUUUUCAGGUGUUGCGAUAGAGAAAAGUUCCCUUUGUUCUCUUCUCUUGAUUAAAUGAAAAACGGUAAAUGAAUCCAGGAUGUACAUUGCUUUUUUCUUGUUUUGCAAUGUUAAUAUUGAUGUAAAUACAAAUUUCUAUUUAAA
This is a messenger RNA of Anguilla rostrata (American eel), 7762 nucleotides long. RefSeq names its product nuclear receptor coactivator 3-like. Bases 249 to 4793 code for a protein of 1514 amino acids. The record is from RefSeq and is a predicted model, not a curated record. Gene Ontology annotation, molecular function: nuclear receptor binding; protein dimerization activity. Gene Ontology annotation, biological process: positive regulation of transcription by RNA polymerase II; cellular response to hormone stimulus. NCBI's taxonomy places the organism in Eukaryota, Metazoa, Chordata, Actinopteri, Anguilliformes, Anguillidae. Gene Ontology annotation, cellular component: nucleus. The transcript has 24 exons.